AUGGAAGACUGCCUUCAAGAAUUCUCUAUCCUUUUUAUCGGGUCUUUUGUUGUGGUGUACUUUGAUGAUAUCCUUAUUUACAACAACUGUAAGGAGGAUCACCUAGUUCACUUGAGGCAAGUCCCGGAGGUUCUGAAGGAAAAUCAGUUGUACAUCAAUUUGAAGAAGUUCACAUUCUAUACAUCUAAACUAUUGUUUUUAGGCUUUGUGGUAGGUGAAGAUGGUCUGCAUGUAGAUGAAGAGAAGACAAAAGUAAUUCGAGAUUGGCCAACACCAAAGUCAGUUUCUGAAGUGAGGAGUUUUCAUGGUUUGGUAACUUUCUACAUACGAUUCAUCGGGCAUUUCAGAACUAUUGUGGCACCUCUCACAGAAUGUUUGAAGAAAAGAAAGUUUAGCUGGGGAGAGGAACAAGAUAAGAGCUUCGCCUUCAUCAAAGAAAAGUUGUGCACAGCUCCAGUAUUAGCUUUGCCAAGCUUCGAGAAGAUUUUUGAGGUGGAGUGCGAUGCUAGUGGUAUUGUUGUGAGGGUUUUGAAGCAAUGGGAGCACUACCUGGUACAGAAUGAGUUUGUGCUGUUCACCGAUCACCAAGCCUUGAAAUUCAUUCAUAGUAAAAAACACAUUAGCAGGAUACAUGCUCAGUGGGUGACUUUCCUCCAGAAAUUUCCUUUUGUGAUUAAACGUAAAUCUGGAAGUACAAAUAGAGUUGCAAAUGCAUUGAGUUGGAGAGCUUCCUUAUUAAUCACAUUAUCAUAG
This is a messenger RNA of Olea europaea var. sylvestris, 753 nucleotides long. RefSeq lists its product as uncharacterized. The record is from RefSeq and is a predicted model, not a curated record. Lineage: Eukaryota; Viridiplantae; Streptophyta; Magnoliopsida; Lamiales; Oleaceae. The transcript is spliced from 3 exons. Bases 1 to 753 code for a protein of 250 amino acids.